AUAAAUAUUAAUUAGUAUUAUUGUUUUUGCUGAAUUAAGAAGCGAAUGCUCCAAAAUGUAUGAAGCUGUAUCGUUUUUUUGUAAGUCAGACACUUGAGUAGAGUUGUUUUAGUUGGAGAUGUAAUGCUUUAUCUUUUUCAUUAUCAUGCUUAUUCAAAAUGGAUAGUUUUGUUUCCACUUAUCAGAGGAAAAACAACCAUUUGUGCCCGCUUUCUUUACGUUAUUAUUUUAGUGGCUAGGCCACGUGCAAUCACAAAGUACCUCAAGCCUUACGUCCUGAAGAUGCACUUCACGAACAAGUUCGUGAACGUGCAGGUAAUCCACACGCCAACUGCCACAGUAACUGCUUCUGCUAGUUCGCAGGAAAAAGUCUUGAGAGAAUGCAUGGAAACUACACGGGAUGUGGCUGCUGCUGCAAAGAUUGGGAAGAUAUUGGCAGAAUGCCUGCUAAUUAACAACAUCCCCGCUGUGACAGUCCACUUGAAGAGAGAACAAAGAUAUCAUGGUAAGGUUAAAGCUGUGAUUGAUUCUGUGAGGGAAGGAGGUGUCAAGCUUAUCUAGAAUUUAAAAGGGAAAAAAAUAUUGGAAAAUAAUUUUGAAUCUGCUUAAGAAACUGUACCCUAGUAGCACUGCCCUAUUUUCUCGGAAAAAAGACUGAAAUUUUCUAU
Morus notabilis is the source of this 668-nucleotide messenger RNA. Its product is annotated as 50S ribosomal protein L18. The record is from RefSeq and is a predicted model, not a curated record. Bases 124 to 561 code for a protein of 145 amino acids. NCBI's taxonomy places the organism in Eukaryota, Viridiplantae, Streptophyta, Magnoliopsida, Rosales, Moraceae. The transcript has a single exon. Gene Ontology annotation, molecular function: structural constituent of ribosome; 5S rRNA binding. Gene Ontology annotation, biological process: translation. Gene Ontology annotation, cellular component: ribosome.